Oldenlandia corymbosa var. corymbosa is the source of this 2364-nucleotide messenger RNA. The record is from the annotation of a GenBank genome assembly. NCBI's taxonomy places the organism in Eukaryota, Viridiplantae, Streptophyta, Magnoliopsida, Gentianales, Rubiaceae.
UUCAAUUAAAAGGAUCCUUCCAUGCAACUUUGUAGAGCAGGUGAGCAGGUACCAAGUCAAUUGGAUGCGUGAUUUAAAUUACAUAGGAAAGUACCAAGCAAUAUCCUCCCGAAUUAAUAGCAUUACACGUAAAUAUCUCUGAUUAUGGUCAUUUUCUUCAACAAAAACGUAAACGCGUUAUAUGGUGUUGAUGUUUCUCUAUAGGCCCAACCAUUCACACUCCAAACAAGUCCAAUUAUUUCAAAAUCCGCGGCCUAUUAACCCUUCCGCUUACCAAUUCAACCCCAUCCCCAAAACUUAUAUAAAUUCGACCCAACCCGAUUCCCAAUCAAUCCCAUAUCCACCAUAUCUCCAUUUCCAAGAAAGAAGAAAAAAAAAAACCGUUUCUGAAUUCUGAUUCUCUCUCUCUCUGUGUAUUUUGAAUUGUCUCGCUUUUCGAGAUGCCUGAGCCGCACUUGAACGGAGCCUACUACGGCCCCUCAAUUCCGCCGCCGUCGAAGAAGUCGUACCGCCCAGGACGCGGCGGAGGGAGCAGCUGCAACCCGUUCAGCUGCUGUUGUGGGUGUAUUGCCCAAUGCAUCUGCAAUUGCGUCUUCCAAAUCCUCUGCACCCUCGCCGUCGUUCUCGGCGUCAUAAUCUUGGUGCUCUGGCUCGUCUUCCGCCCAAACAAAGUCAAGAUUCACGCCGACGACGCCGCUUUGACUCAAUUCGAGUUUUCCCCAACCAACAACACGCUCUAUUACGACUUGGCCCUGAACUUGACCGUCCGGAACCCUAACAAGAGAAUUGGGAUUUAUUACGACACCAUCGAGGCCAAUGCUCUUUACCAGGGCCAGAGGUUCAAGACGGUGAAUCUGGAUCCGUUCUAUCAGCACCACAAGAACACCACGGAUUUGCACCUUAGGUUCCAAGGCCAACAACUCAUCCCCCUCAGCUCCGACCAGGUCUCCAAUUACAACAACGACAAGAAUUCUAAGGUUUACGGCAUCGAUUUGAAGUUGAAUUUCAGGAUAAGGCUCAAGUUCUGGUGGUUCAAAUCCCCCAAGGUUAAGCCAAAGAUGGAGUGCGAUUUGGAGGUCCCUCUGAUUGCCAACGGGACAUCGUCCGGCACUUUCCAGUCCAAACGGUGUUACCUAGAUUGGUAGUUCUUACCGAUUCCCAGUCCUUUUUUUUGAGUUUCUAUGCUUCGGACUCGCUGAUUCGCCGGUUUUCCCACACAUUCUUUAGUUAUUCUGCUGCCAGAUGCAUUCUUAUUCCGGCUGAUAUAUCGUUUACUCAUUUUUUUUUCCCUGUUUUGGAAUAUAUUCUAGUAGCAUAUCUUGUUCGAUUACUGCAUCAUAUACUCUAGAUUUCUAGUAUAUCUUGGAUAUUUUUUGCAGUAUAUGAUUGUUGCUGCAUCUCUCUCUUUUUUUUUUUUUGUAAAUAAAUAACGAGAUUCUUGUGCGUUUAUUUUAGUUUUUGUGAUUCUUUUCUUCCUUAUAUUGGCCUAUAUUUUGUGGAAUUCUUUCUCCAUUAUCCUUUGCAAAGAUGUAGUUUUAUCCCUGAUCUUACAUUUGGAUGAAUAUCAUUUAGGCUAUAACAUAUGUAUCUGAAUUUUCGAAAUGGGCAUUUGGGUGAGAGUGAUUGAGUGUUAAGUAAGGUUUUGAUUGAGUUAAGUUUGACUUAAGGGAUUUGUUGGUAAAAAAAAAUAAUGCACGUUGAUAUUAUUAGAUAAUGGCAAAAGAUUAGGGACGCAGUUGAGGUCGAGUCACGCAACAAAUUGUUUUAAAAAAGAAAAGGCAGUUCCGAUGUGGACCUUUUCAAACCUGCAAUGCACAUGGCUAGUUGCGGAAAGAAACGAGCCAUUCAAAAUUUGAAUUGGUGGGGGGCUUAAUUGGCAUUAGUCAAUGCAAAGUGGGGCCAUCGAUCGAUUAAACGUACUAGUAAAAUAUUGUCACGAGAAUGAUCAUGCUCAUGUUUUUUGACAUUUUCUUCCAGUGAUUGACGUAGUAUUCGCAUUUAUGUUUAAUCUAUUGAUUAAGUUUCGAUCAAACAUCACUCCUUUAACCUAAUGUUGCUGGUGUUUGUUACCUGCCUGAGGUAAGGUUUAAUUUGCAAUGGAGAUUCUACUUAUAAUACACCGAAUCCGCUAAUCGUGAUCAUAAGGUAGGUUAUAGAUACUAAUACCGUGUUAUGAUGGACAUCUUUGCAUAGUAUGUUCACUCGGUCAUCAAGCCGUACUUAACAGACAAAAUUGAAAAGUUGAACAAACAGAUAAACCAGGAUUGAAACCGUAUAAGUCGUGAAAGUGAUUAGAUAGUCCAAUUUAAUCAACCCAGGUUUUGUUUGAGCUAUAUACGUACUCUGCCCAUUUUUGUUUGGAAG